AUGCCCGCGCUGGAUUUUGCGCAGUGUCCAAGCCGUGGAAACAAACGGUUGAAAAUAGUCGUUGGACAAAGAAGAGGAGAGAAUGCACCAGGCAUUUCUCUUGACCAACGUUCUCAGACACCGCCAAACCAGUCUCAGCAAUCGACCAGGGUGGAUACGCUAGCUGAACGGGAGGCACGCGGCAGCAGCUGGAACCAGCAGACAGAGCCAGGCUCCAGCUCGCAGAAAAGACAUGAAGGACUGCUCCCUUCCUUCUCCACCAAGCAGUAUAGUCAACUUCCUACUCCCCAGAGUCCGUCGGAUUCGAGUAGGUUCGCUGCAGGUGUCGGUUUAUCUCCAGAAUCGCCAAUUCCUUUGUCCCAAGCCUCCUACUCUGCGCCAGGCAGUUUUCCUCAGCGAAUCUUGUACAGAAAUUUGCCGGAAGAGGCAGUCACGCACCCUAACCCAUCUCAACACAUCCUCACGCCUGCGUCAAGUCCCUUUGUUUCACGAACUUCAUCCAACCGUAAUGAUAACCCAGCGACACCUACUCAUCAAACAUCCCGCUUCACCAAUACUUCACAACCCACUGCUCCAAUGCCACAAUUCCCCGUCGACUCAUGUGUGAUAACGAACCCGGUGACUCCCCGGAACCAUGGCCAACCUACGGCGAGCUCAUCGAGCGACGCCGAGCAACCCGUCACAGCGUCCACUCUCUCAUCCCCGUUCAUGGCCAAGGCAAGCGUUCCCGGUCCAUCCCCUCGACUUCAUCCUGUUUCUUCGCCUGCGCCUCCCCGUACCGACUCGCAGCCUCUCGCUCCUUGCCAAGAUUCAUCUAUCCCCUCGAACAAUCCUUUCGGACCCUCGCGUCCUCCCGGUGGAGAGAUGGAGAGAAUUCGUCAAGCGAUAAGAGAGGAUCAACUAUCGCACAUUCGAGAAGCAGAGAGUCGUCGACCCGAGUACCUCAAGCGAGCCAAGCGUUCAUUCGACGAGGCGGAUCCCGAUGCGAUGGAUGAAGAUCAGCGGCAAAGUGCGCCAGUUGGUAUCAUGGAGAGCCCUCAGAAAGGCCGUCGGCUCAAGCUGUUCCAAGAGACGUCUGAAGAGAGCUUCGAAGAGAGCCUCAUGGCAGGUGGCUAUGGUCGAUACCGUACCGCCGAAUGGGUGCGUCAACCUCAGCCCAUCUCUCUGCACCUGGCUGCUCUUCCCGGCACUCCGAACGUCGUUUCCCAACUAGAAGAGGUGGAAGAAAAGAAACCACCCACCGAAAAGGAACUCAAGAAGCUGCGGCGACUCGAAGCGUUCCGUUCCAGUCGGUCUGAGGGAAGGCAUAAAGCCAAACUCUAUCCCGUCGAGCUAGAAGGCAAAGGCCGGGUUUUACUUGACAUCCCGAACGAAAUGCCGCAGGCUCCCGGCGAAGUAGAAGGUUCUCCAUCCAAAAAGCGUACUCCUCGCCGCAAGAAGAAGGGCAACGAUCCUCCUCCUAAUGACAAGAAGUCGUUGGUCGACGUUGCCGCUAACUUGGUUGCCGAGGACUCGAUAGAUAAGCCUAACUGGACCGACGGCGAGUUUCCGUGGCGUCUACGUUACGAAGAGCGAGAGCAGUUGGCCAAGGCUGAGGAAGAGGAGCGCCUAAAGUGGAUAGAACGCUUUUUGGACCGGGAUUCCGACGAUGAAGAGCCGGAAGGUCCACCCACAAGCAAUGAUUCCGAGGGCGAGGAGGCUCUUCCACCCGAGAGAUGGGGCGCUGUCUAUGAGCAUGAACAACCUCCCCCAGUUCGACCAGGACGAGGCAAGAUGGUCCCGCUACUCGCGCAUCCAGAAGACCCGAGGAAGAAUUUUCGAUUCAAACGUUCUGCUUUUCCAAGCGACCCCGGCGAUGCGAAAGCGGCUUUGCUAGCCAAGCGAAGUGUUCGUGCGCUAUCCUAUCGCCAGCAACGUAGAGAACGUGAAUUGCACGAUGACGAUUCUGACGCCGAGCUGUGUAUCUGUCACGGGUAUGACGACGGUCGCGAACUUGUGCAAUGCGACGACUGCCAGACCUGGUACCACCUCGAAUGCAUAGGUAUUCGUCACAUCUCCGAGUUGGGGAGAGAGGAAGACCCUUGGUUCUGUCGUCAUUGCAUGACACGAAGUCACUCGCCUUCGUCUGAACCCAGCUAUGAUAUCCCGAUGCCCUUCUUCCAACCCUCGAUCCAAGACUCUCCCAACUGGCUGCGAAUUCCGAAGACUCCGACGCGUCCGGGACGUUCGGGGAUUCCAGACUUGGAUUACUAUACCUCGUCGUCGUCGCCGUGGCCUGAUCUCAGAAACCCGCCUUCGACACCCCAAGGCCACGAGCAUCACGUCCGCGUUCAGCCAGGUAGUAGUACCUAUGGGACUUAUGAUGCCUCACGACCCACUUGGGAAGAAUCACCCUUCGACCCGACCUCCACCCCCUCACGGGGAAUCCGAUUCCAUGCCCCCUUUGCGACACCCAAAUCCCAAAUGUGGCCGCGCUCCAGCUACAACUUCCAAACUCCGCUUCGUAACCAACACCGGACCUCUGAUCGAAACUCGUUUGGUGGACCUGGUUAG
Molecule: messenger RNA, 2553 nt
Organism: Coprinopsis cinerea okayama7#130
Lineage: Eukaryota; Fungi; Basidiomycota; Agaricomycetes; Agaricales; Psathyrellaceae
Exons: 12
Coding region: 1-2553 (850 amino acids)
Source: RefSeq, a predicted model, not a curated record